Alternaria viburni is the source of this 1032-nucleotide messenger RNA. RefSeq names its product type I protein arginine N-methyltransferase Rmt1 (gene RMT1). Gene Ontology annotation, molecular function: protein-arginine N-methyltransferase activity. The transcript has 6 exons. The record is from RefSeq and is a predicted model, not a curated record. Lineage: Eukaryota; Fungi; Ascomycota; Dothideomycetes; Pleosporales; Pleosporaceae. Gene Ontology annotation, biological process: peptidyl-arginine methylation. Bases 1 to 1032 code for a protein of 343 amino acids. Gene Ontology annotation, cellular component: nucleus.
AUGGCGAACCAGCAAGAAGCCGGAAAGAAGGACCCCCUCACGGGCAUGGCGCACUCUGAGGCGCAUUACUUCAACAGCUACAACCACCAUGGUAUCCACGAGGAGAUGCUGAAAGAUGAAGUCCGAACCAAGAGCUACCGCGACGCUAUCUACCAGAACCCUCACCUGUUCAAGGACAAGGUCGUCCUCGAUGUUGGAUGCGGCACAUCCAUCCUGAGCAUGUUCGCCGUAAAGGCCGGCGCAAAGCACGUCAUUGGUGUUGACAUGUCAACCAUCAUCGACAAGGCAAAGGAAAUCGUCGAGGUUAACGGCAUGUCGGACAAGAUUACCCUGCUACAGGGCAAGAUGGAGGAGGUUGUACUUCCCUUCGACAAGGUCGACAUAAUAAUAUCCGAGUGGAUGGGCUACUUCCUGCUCUACGAGUCCAUGUUGGACACCGUUCUCUACGCCCGCGACAAGUACCUGGUCAAGGACGGCUUGAUCUUCCCCGACAAGGCUACCAUCUUCAUGGCUGGUAUCGAGGAUGGCGAGUACAAGGAGGAGAAGAUUGGAUUCUGGGAUAACGUCUGGGGCUUCGACUACUCUCCUCUCAAGGCCACCGCCAUUACCGAGCCCCUCGUCGACACUGUCGACAUCAAGGCCGUCGUCACCGACCCCUCCCCCGUCAUCACCCUUGACCUUUACACCUGCACCGUCGCCGACCUCGCUUUCCGGUUACCGUACGAGCUCAAGGCGCGCCGCAGCGACUUCAUCCACGCCGUCAUCGCAUGGUUCGACAUCGAGUUCGCCGCCUGCCACAAGCCCAUCCGCUUCUCCACCGGACCUCACACCAAGUACACCCACUGGAAGCAGACAGUCUUCUACCUGAAGGAUGUACUGACGGUCGAGGAGGGCGAGACCAUCAGCGGCAUACUAGAGAACAAGCCAAAUGAGAAGAACCACCGCGAUUUGGACAUCAGCAUCUCAUACAAGCUCGAGGCGAACGACAUGCACAGGCAAGCAUCAGGCGAGUCACAGUACAAGAUGUGCUAG